GUGACAGCUGUCUGAACCAAUAGACAUGUCGCCCGCGGCCUAUAAGAGUCCGCUGGGCGCUGGGCUACCGGCUCUAGGGUCGGUUGGUCGUCGCCGUCGGAGGUGUGCCCUGGGUUUGCCUCGCCGUCGCUGCCUCCCAGUCCCUGCAGCCGCGCCCCUCGCCUUGGCCCCGGCCCGGCCGCUCUCCCUGCCCUUCUCCCCUUAGCCACCCCCCGGUUUCUGCCGUCGGGGCCCGGGGCCGGGCUAAUGAUGCCGUCGGAGAGUGGAGCUGAGAGCCCGGACCAGGCAGCUGCGCAGGUGGGGACGGCUGCGGCCUCGGAGGUGGCCACGGCCGCCCCGGCAGGCGGCGGCCCCGACCCGAAGGCCUCAUCGGCCUCCCUCGGACGGCACCUAAGUGGGCUAGGCUGGCCACAGGUGAAGCGACUGGAUGCGCUCCUGAGCGAACCGAUUCCCAUUCACGGGCGCGGCAACUUCCCUACUCUGAGCGUGCAGCCCCGGCAGAUUGUGCAGGUGGUCCGCAGCAGCCUAGAGGAACGGGGACUGCGCGUGCACGGUGUGCGAUUGCACGGCUCGGCUGCCAGCCAUGUGCUGCACCCUGAGAGUGGCCUGGGCUACAAGGACCUAGACCUGGUGUUCCGCGUGGACCUGCGCAGCGAGGCGUCCUUCCAGCUGACCAAGGAGGUGGUGCUGGCCUGCCUGCUGGACUUCCUGCCGGCCGGGGUGAGCCGGGCCAAGAUCACGCCACUGACGCUCAAGGAGGCGUACGUGCAGAAGCUGGUGAAAGUGUGCACGGACACGGACCGCUGGAGCCUCAUCUCGUUGUCCAACAAGAGCGGCAAGAACGUGGAGCUCAAGUUCGUGGACUCGGUCCGGCGCCAGUUUGAGUUCAGUGUGGACUCCUUCCAGAUCAUCCUGGACUCCCUGCUUCUCUUUGGCCAGUGCUCGUCUACGCCCAUGUCUGAGGCCUUCCACCCAACGGUGACAGGUGAGAGCUUGUACGGGGACUUUGCCGAGGCGCUGGACCACCUGCGGAACCGCGUCAUCGCCACACGCAGCCCCGAGGAGAUCCGCGGUGGCGGCCUCCUCAAGUACUGCCACCUCCUGGUGCGGGGCUUCAGGCCGCGGCCCAGCACCGAUGUGCGCGCCCUGCAACGCUACAUGUGCUCCCGCUUCUUCAUCGACUUCCCAGACCUGGCGGAGCAGCAGCGCACGCUGGAGCGCUACCUGGAGGCUCAUUUCAGCGGGGCCGACUCAGCCCGCCGCUACGCCUGCCUGGUGACGCUGCACCGGGUGGUCAACGAGAGCACCGUGUGCCUCAUGAGCCACGAGCGUCGCCAGACGCUGGACCUCAUCGCCACGCUGGCGCUCCAGGCGCUGGCUGAGCAGGGCCCCGCCGCUGCGGCCGCCCUGGCCUGGCGCCCCCCGGGCCCCGACGGGGUUGUGCCUGCCACUGUCAGUUACUACGUGACUCCUGUGCAGCCUCUGCUGGCUCGGGCCCACUCCUAUCCCACCUGGCUGCCUUGUAACUGACUCAGACCCUCGCCACAAGGGACUGGGCCUUCCCUGAGGGAGUGGGGCCUCCCGGAGUGUGGAGAGGAGGUGACCAGAGACAGGCGGCCGCUGCCAAGUGGCCCCGCACCGCUGCAGGGUUGGGCCUCCUACUAAACAGAAGAGACCCCCACUCAUCCCCGAGUGAGGCCCCCGUGGGCUUAAGGCCAAGCUGGGAUUCUUGGUAGACAGAACCACACUUUUGGACCAGCAUGGUUGUGGGGUGCAGGGGCUGUUUUGUCUUGGGGGCCAAUUGCCCUCAGGACACGAAGCAUGUUUGGGGCGAUAGCCUCCAUGCUCAUCGUCUUAGGUAGAUUUCUGCGGCCUAGGAAGGUCUUGGGUUGGUUUCCGUGGCCUAAAAAGGGUCUUUUCGGCUACGGCCAGCCCGCAGUGAUCCCUGCAGCCCACACAAUGACCAAAAUAUGGUAUGGUAUGUGAACUACUCGCUUCGGGUUGGGCCGGACCCCUAACAAGGCCUGGCCAUCCAACCUGGCUAAUCACCGGGAGGAGGAAAACUGAGGCACGACGCAGAUACCUGGGUUUGCAGAGGGAUAGGUUUAGCCCAGUCCCCAAACACCCCCACCCCAAGCUGUCAAGGUGUACAGUGGGCAGGAGCUAGGCCGCUGGGGGGGUGGGGGGGUGGGGGCGGGACACACUCCAGGUCCCCUCUGGGGUGUUGUUCCCUUCCCGUGUGUUGUGAGGAUCCCUCCUGCCUAGGAGCCUGUUGUCCGAAGGGUGCUGGACCCAAAGUGGCCACAGCCAAGUGCUCUCCCCCACUGGCCUGGUUAUGGGUCCCCACUUGGAGGAAGGGGAACCAUGCCCCACCCCCUUUCCGAUCCCUCUGGAUUUGUCACCAUUUUGCACUCUGAACACCUGCCAAUAAAGAUUGUCUACACUGAGCCUAGCA
This is a messenger RNA of Prionailurus viverrinus (fishing cat), 2455 nucleotides long. It is a transcript of the gene TENT5B, whose product is annotated as terminal nucleotidyltransferase 5B. The record is from RefSeq and is a predicted model, not a curated record. The transcript is spliced from 2 exons. Gene Ontology annotation, molecular function: RNA binding; poly(A) RNA polymerase activity. Bases 247 to 1530 code for a protein of 427 amino acids. NCBI's taxonomy places the organism in Eukaryota, Metazoa, Chordata, Mammalia, Carnivora, Felidae. Gene Ontology annotation, biological process: mRNA stabilization.